Molecule: messenger RNA, 4777 nt
Organism: Condylostylus longicornis
Lineage: Eukaryota; Metazoa; Arthropoda; Insecta; Diptera; Dolichopodidae
Gene: Gcn2
Product: eIF-2-alpha kinase GCN2
Exons: 12
Coding region: 194-4741 (1515 amino acids)
Biological process (GO): regulation of translational initiation by eIF2 alpha phosphorylation; DNA damage checkpoint signaling
Cellular component (GO): cytosol
Molecular function (GO): protein binding; ATP binding; eukaryotic translation initiation factor 2alpha kinase activity
Source: RefSeq, a predicted model, not a curated record
UUGGAUUUGGAAGAUAUUUGAUUUUUUUUAAUUAGUAAUACAUAUUGCAAGUUAAUUUGGAAUAAAGUUGUAAAAUAUACAAAAUUUUGUUUAUCUUUUCCUAUAUAAUAUGUAUAUGGAAACAUAACCAUUGAACAAUUUUUUAAAAAUUUCAAAACUUUUAGUGAAAGUCGCAACGAAAAUUUGAUAAACAAUGGCCAAAGAAUCAAAUCGUGCUCGACAAUGCGAAGAACUGGAAGUUAUUAAGUGUAUUUAUGGAAACGAUGUUGAAGAUCUUCGAUCUGGAAAUUCAGGAUGGAAACCGAUAGAUCUACGAAUAUUAUUAUUUCCGUCAAAAGUAUCAGACAUAUCAGAGGCCUUUGUUGAAACAAAACUACGUGUAACAUGCUCACACAAAUAUCCCGAAAUAGCUCCCAAAUUAAGUUUGGAAGAGACAAAAGGUAUAUCCGAUUCGCUUAUUGAAGAUUUAAUACAAGAACUAAAUUUACAAGCCUCGAAACUCAAAGGAGAAGUAAUGAUUUUUGAAUUGAUUCAAACGGUUAAAUCUUUCCUUCACAAACAUAACAAACCCCCUAAAGGUAGUUUCUAUGAUGAGAUGUUGCAACAAAAAUUUAAACGUUAUCAAAAACUGAAGGAAGAGGAACAGGAGCAACGAGACCGAGAGAGACAAAAUUUAUUAGAAGAGGUUGAAAGAAGGAAAGAGUUAUUUAAAACUGAAGCUAAACCAACGCGCCUUAUAAGCAAUGAAAUUUCUGCAAAUGAAUGUCCUGAUCAUGGUUACAGUGAUAUGAUAAACUUUCCUAAAAGUGGUAAGCAGAUAAGGCGUGGAUGCUGUUUAGGUCACUCUCAAAAUGGAUAUGUAGCAUUCUCAGGAGUAGAUAUUGAUACUGGAAAAUUGUUUUAUAUAACAGAAUGGCAUAUAAAAUAUUCGCAAAUUGAAGCUAAGUGUCAGUUAAAUUGUUUUUGGUCUAGUGAUUCAAAAUGUAAUGGACACAAUGUAACUGACUUCAUAAACUGUGUUGAAAAACAUGUGAGAGUUUUAUCUCAAAUGCAUCACAACAAUAUAGCUGCAUAUGAACGAGUAUUAUGCUCCAAUCACAAAGAAUGUGUUAUUAUUAAUUUAGUUCAAGAUUUUGUGUUAGGAAAUAAUGUGCGUAAUAUAACUAAUUCUAUUGGCUGGUGCAUUGAAGGGGUUAGAGUUGUUGCAAAGGAGGUUUUAGAGGCCCUUGUAUUUCUCCAUAAUCGUGGAAUAUCAUACAGUUAUCUUUGCGAUACAACUGUUUUUAUAGAUAAUUUUGGAAAAGUAAGAUGUACAGACUUUUCCCUCGUUCCACAUUUACUUGAAUUAACUACUGGCGAAAGGCAAAAGGACGGCGAUUUACCUGCGUUGGGGAGUCUAAUAGAAAGUCUGAUGCCAGUUCUAUCUAGUGAUAUGAAGGAUUUCGUUGAUAAGUGCAAAUCAGAUCGGACGCUGUCAGCUUCCGAAUUACUCGAACAUCCCUUUUUGAGGAGAACUAUGUGUUUGGAGGAACAAAAAGAUAACUUAUUCAAUUUUGAAACAUCUAAAAAUAAUCUAUUAAAAACUAACCUGAAGAAAGACAUAAACAACUCUUCGCAUAAUGCUGAUCGUUUAUUAAUACCACUUUACUCCAAUUUGACAAUAAAUAUACCGCAAUCCAGACUGAGUACUGAAUUUGAAAUACUUCAAUAUCUUGAAAAAGGUGCAUUUGGAGAUGUAUUAAAGGUUCGAAAUAUUUUGGAUAACAGAGAAUAUGCCAUAAAAAGAAUACCUCUGUCAGCUAAAAGUAGACAAUUAUAUAGAAAAAUGACCAGGGAAGUAGAAUUACUGUCUCGUCUUAACCACGAAAAUGUUGUAAGAUAUUUUAAUAGCUGGAUUGAAAAUGCAAUGUCUAAUGAAGCAGAUGAUAUUGACAAAGAGAGCAAUGAAGAAAUGAAACGCUUAUCGCCAUAUAAUCCGGCAGAUUCUGAAGAAAGCUCUUCAAGUAUAUGGAAGGGUUUUUUGCAAAAUGUUGACGAUUCGGAUUCUGACGGCAUAGAAUUUGUUAACUCUGAUGGAGAGGUUGUUGUUUAUGAUGAAUGCGAAGCAUCGGAGGAUGAAGACAAGCAUUACAUAAGUUCACCUAAGCCUUUAAAUCAAGUAAUGUAUAUUCAGAUGGAAUUUUGCGAAAAAUCUACACUUCGACAAGCUAUCGAUGAUAAUCUUUGCGAAAAUACUGAUAGAUUAUGGCGAUUAUUUCGCGAAAUACUUGAAGGACUGUCUCACAUCCAUCAACAAGGCAUUAUUCAUCGUGAUUUGAAGCCUGCCAAUAUUUUUUUAGAUUCAAGAGAUCAAAUAAAAAUAGGCGAUUUUGGACUUGCAACAACUAGUUUUCUAGCCUUGCAAUCAAAUGAGCAUGCUAAUAUUAGUAAUGUGAAAGAUGACGGAACUAACACCGGUACUGGCACCGUCGGUACAGCUUUAUAUGUUGCUCCAGAAUUGACUGGAAAUGCUUCGAAAUCAACCUAUAAUCAAAAAGUGGAUAUGUAUACUCUAGGAAUUAUAUUAUUUGAGAUGAGUCAUCCACCUUUUGAAACAGCCAUGGAACGCAUAAAAACAAUUCUUGAUCUAAGAAGCAAAAACAUUGUUUUGCCAGAAAAAAUUUUAAAAAACCCUCGAUAUGAUCAAAAUGUCAAGAUUAUUCAAUGGUUAUUGAAACAUGAUCCAAGUCAGAGACCAGCAGCGGAAGAACUUUUAUUAUCAGAUUUAAUGCCACCUGCACAAUUAGAAACUAGCGAACUACAGGAAAUUGUAAGACAUAUAUUAGCCAAUCCACAAUCUAAAGGUUAUAAAAAUCUAGUUGCAAGAUGUUUACAGCAAGAAAGUGAUGAUGUUUUGGAGUUGACUUACCACCUAGGUUUAUUAGCAAGUAAUCCAGUAUUGGAAUUUGUUAAGGAAAAGGUUGUUAAUUUAUUUAGAAAACAUGGUGGCGUAGAAAUGAAUGCGCCCCUCUUAACACCUCUAUCGAAAAAUAUUUUUUCGAAUUCUAAUCCUGUUAAAUUAAUGACUCAUUCAGGCAGCGUGGUGGUUUUGCCUAAUAAUUUACGAGUUCUUUUCGCGCGGCAUGUUGCAAUGUCUGGAAUAAAUGUGAUGCGAAGAUAUUCAAUAGAUCGAACAUACAGGGAAAAAAAAGUAUUCAAUUUCCAUCCUAAACAAAGUUAUGAAUGCGCUUUUGACAUAAUUACGCCAAAUCCUGGGAAUUUUUUGGCUGAUGCGGAACUAAUAUCAAUGGCAUAUGAGAUAGCUUCAGAAAUUCCUCAUGUUAAAGAAAAAAACUUGUCAAUUCGCAUGAAUCAUACCAACCUACUUAAAUCUAUCCUUCUAUACUGUAACGUUCCGAAACAUUUGUAUAGUCAAUUGUUUGCCAAUUAUUUGGACUAUAUUGAUGGCCGUUUAUCCAAAUUUCAUUUUACAUCUGCUGUAGCUACUAUUUUACAAACAUCUAAAACAAGUGCUACAACUUUGAUUGAUCUGCUUUUGAUAGAAUUCGCAAUGGGUGGACCAAGGGGUCACAUGGACAACACAGUACUUAAAGCUCUUGUAAAAGGAAAAGGUGAAUCAGCAAAAUUGGCUAAGAAUGCUUUAAGAGAACUAGAGUGUGUGGUUUCCCUAAGUCAAAGUUUAGGUGUGAAUUGUCCAAUUCAUAUAUGCGCCGGUCUUCCUAUAAGUUAUGAUAGAGCCUGUUCCGGGGGAAUUGUUUGGCAAAUGAUUGCUAUUUUGAAACUAAACAGAACUCCAAAACCUUCUGUGCUGGCAGUAGGGGAGAGAUAUGACACAAUGUUAACUCAGUUUCAACAACAAGCCCAUGGAUGGAAUGUUAGUAUUCCUCAUAGAGGAAUUAGUGGUGCAGGAUUUUCAUUUUAUUUAGAUAAAUUAGCAACUUUGAUUGGUUCAGAAUGGAAUGAAAAUUUUCGUACAAUCGAUGUAGUAAUAUGUGUAUCAGGCACUAAACCUCCUUUGAAAGAUGUAACUUACAUUUUGAAAUUGCUAUGGUCAGCAGGAAUAAGAAGUGGAGUAGUAGAAUCUGCAGGUUUUGAUGAAGUAGAAGAUUUGGCGAAAGAUCUUGGUGCUGCACACGUUAUAUUUUUAGGAGAAAAUGGAGUGUUAAAAGUUAGGUCUUGGGAUCGUGAACAUUUUCAAGAACGCCAUGUUACUCGAUCUGAACUAGUUGAUUACAUACAAAAAUUACUGGCUCGAGAUAAUUUUAAUGUAGCAGAAGUUGGUAUUUUGCACCAGAUCACUGAUAAGCAAGUUGCCAUUAAUUCGAAUUUAUGUCCUGGUACAAAAAAUCAAGAUUUUAUUAGUGGGCUCCCAAAUGUGGACGUAACCUUUUUAACUCAAGAAAAAAUUACUGCUAAUAUGAGAAAAAGAUUAGAAAACCAGGUGACUCAACACAUGCAGAGUACACUUGUUAAAUUUAGCAGAAAAGAAUAUUUUCUGGUUAUGAUUGUUGAUUUGCCAUCUAUAGUAGUCAAUGCAAUAGUUGGUGCCAUAAAUCCUAGGAAAUUAUCUUUAAAAGAGACUGAAAAAGAAAUUAGUUAUAUAGUGGAAAGAUUUCCUAAACAUAAGAGAUAUAUAUCAGACAUUUUGGAUGAUGUGAUUGAUGCUAUGUCAGUGGAAAAAAAUACACCGAUUGUUGCAUUGUACAGCACAAUAGAUUCAUAUUUUCGCAUUAUUAUUUGAUAAAAAUUUUAUAUUAUAUUCAUUUUAUUAAAAUGU